AUGGAAACCGAUUUGAUAUCCAAUGGGACUAUAAAUGGAAAUGUUAAAGCACUUCGAAAUAUGUGGAGUAUAAAAGCUCAAGAACAACAAACAUCAUCUCAACCACGUUCUAAACAACAAAAAAUAUCUUCAAAAAACAGUAUACCAACUUUCAAAAUUACACAUGAAACAAUUCAAAACAAAUCAUCAAUUAGUUCUAAUAAUGAAGAAACACUUUCGACUCAAUCGGUAAAAAAAUUAUCAUCACUUGAUCAACGUAUUUCUCUACCAAUUACAGCAGCAACACCACCACCACCACCAAAAACAACUUCAGUCAUUUUUAAACAUCAAGUUCAAACUGUUUCAACUCUUAAACAGUCUAUAAACAAAAUGACUACAAAUGUAAAGAAGAAUAUUCCUCCGAAAAAUUCUAAACAUAAUGGUAAUCGUCUUUGGUAUGUAACUCGUCAUGUUUUUCAUAGUGGUUUUAUAUUUAAUCGUCCAAGACGAGCAUCAGAUAGUAUCUUACCAUUAUUAAUGAAAAAAUAUUUAGUUAAACAACAGUCUCAUAGAGAUAGUAUAGAUAGUACACUUAGUGCAAAACCAUUUGAAGAUUUUAUUGAUUAUUUAGCUUAUGAUAAAGAAAAUAGUGUAAAAAUAUCACAAAGAAUCAAACGCACUAAAUCGGAUAUCAGCGAUUGUAUGCGAAGUAAUACAUUAGAUGAUACUAUAUUACAAUAUGAAAUGAUACUUCAACGUGUGAAAAAUUAUGAACAAUUUAUGACAAUGUAUCCUAAAACAACACCGCCUAUUUUAAGACAACGAGAAAAAUCAGUUGAUAAUGAUUUAAUAAAUACUGGAAAAUUAACAAAAGAAAAAUUACUUCCGAAAUCACCAAUUUCAAUUCGACAAACACAAUCUUUAUCAAGAAAUAUGGGACAUACAUUUUCAAAUUUUCUUAUGAAUGAUCUUAUGUUAUCACCAACACCUAAAUCACAAAUGAAUGUUCAACAUACUUUAAGUUUAUCGCAUGCAUCAUCACAAACAGAUCUUUAUGAACCGGCUCUUAACGACAACAAAGAAGAAACUAAUUAUUCAACGAAAAUAAUUAAGAAUGAUGAAAUCGAAAGCUUUAAUUCAAUAUCAAAUGAAGAAGUUAAAGAAGUUUUAAAUGAAUUUGAUACAAUGCUUGUUCAAGAAUUACCAAGAACACCCGAUGCUGAUGCAAAUAUUAGUGUUCAAGAACCACCACCAACAACGCCCAAUACUGAUGUAAAUGUUCAAGAAGUACCAAUAACACCCAAUAUUGAAGUAAAUGUCGUUGUUCAAGAUAUACCACGUUUACCCAAGCCAGAAGCACCAUUAACAGCAGCACAAUUACUUAUGAAGCGUUUAUUCGAAGGAAAAAAGAGUGCAUAUAGUCCAAGUGAUCUUAACAUGGAAUUAAAUCGAUUAUCGGAAGAACUAAUACCAGUAUAUGAAAUUGCAAAAGAGAGAUGUUUUUUUGAAACGGAAACACCCGUUUAUGUUUCCAAGAUGUUUAAAAUUAGACGUCGAUCAUAUACACAACAUCUUCGAAUACUUUGCAUAACAACGCAACGACUAUAUAAUAUAACAAAGAAAAAUCCAUAUCCUAAAGAAGCUUUAUUAUAUAAUUCAAUAAUAGGUGUUACUUGUACACCAUAUAAAGAUGGUUUUAUAUGUAUUCAAACAAAAGAAACACAUGACGAUCGAGGUGAUUGGCUUGUUUUGGUCGAUCAUCCAUGUGAAUUUAUUACACAAUUAUUUAUGAUUAUGAAACGAGAUCAUAAUAAUGAUGGUUUUCUUAAAAUCAAAACUGAAUUUACACAUUGUCGUCGAUUUUAUGGAGAAUUAAGUUCAAGUUUAUGUAUGGUUGAAGCUCAUAUAGCGGAUGCUUUUCGUAUUAAAAAACUCGAUUUUGAAACAGUUGCUAUUGUAAGUUCCGCCGGGAAAAAUAAAAAGAAAGCAGCAGCUGCUACUGAUUUUGAAAAUUUAAAAAAAGAAGUUACAAUCGAAGAGCAUAAACUAACAUUAGAUGAACUUGUUGAACGUUUUCAAACUAAUAUUGAACAAGGUCUUACAACACAAAAAGCUGCAGAAUUAUUAGAAAAAAAUGGUCCAAAUGCAUUAACACCUCCACCUCAAACACCUGAAUGGGUUAAGUUUUGUAAAUUACUUUUUGGUGGUUUUUCGGCUUUACUUUGGGUUGCUGCUAUACUUUGUUUAAUUGCUUAUGGAGUUCAAGUCGGCACAGAUCCAACAACCCCAAAAGAUAAUUUAUGGUUAGGUAUUGCUUUAAUAGUCGUCGUUGUUAUUACAGCUGUAUUUGCUUAUUAUCAAGAAUCGAAAGCUGGAAAAAUUAUGGAAUCAUUCAAAAAAAUGGUACCACAACAAGCUAAUGUUAUGCGUGAUGGUCGUAAAAUAGAAAUAUCAGCUGCAGACUUAGUUCUUGGUGACAUAGUUUUCGUUAAAAUUGGAGAUAAAACACCAGCAGAUAUACGAGUAUUAACAGCUCAAAGUUUCAAAGUUGAUAAUUCAUCGUUAACUGGUGAAAGUGAACCAUUAGCUCGAUCACCUGAUUGUACUCAUGAUAAUCCACUUGAAACAAAAAAUCUUGCAUUUUUUAGUACAUUUGCUGUUGAAGGUUCAUGUACUGGUAUGGUUAUUCGAACAGGUGAUAAUACUGUUAUGGGUCGAAUUGCCGCAUUAGCAAGUGGCCUUGGUAAUGAUAUAUCACCGUUAAAUGUUGAAAUAAAUCAUUUCGUUCAUAUUGUUACUAUUGUUGCAGUUAGCUUUGGUAUAGUUUUUCUUAUUAUUCUUCUUGCUAUUGGUACUGGUGUUUUACAAGCACUCGUUUUUGUUAUUGGUAUUAUUGUAUCAAACGUUCCUGAAGGUCUUCUAGCAACAAUAACUGUCAUGUUAGCAUUAACAGCUCAACGUAUGGCAAAAAAGAAAUGUCUAGUAAAAAAUCUAACAGCUGUUGAAGCACUUGGUAGUGUAUCAACAAUAUGUUCAGAUAAAACUGGUACAUUAACACAGAAUCGUAUGACAGUCUCACAUUUAUGGGUUGAUGGAGCAAUUGUUUCUGUUAAUUUAUCACCUACACAUGAACCAGAAUUAGCUUUUGAAAAUCCAUUAGUUGACCCAAAAACUGGAGAAGAAACAAAAGCACUUAAAACUGAUCGACCUGGUUAUCAAGCACUUUUACGAUGUGCUAUGUUAUGUGCUAAAGCUGUUUUUAAACCUACUGAAGAAAAUAUGAGUAAACCACCAUUACAUCGAUUAGUUCAAGGUGAUGCUAGUGAAACAGCUAUUCUUCAAUUUGGUGAAAUGGUUAAUGGCAAAGUUGAAGAAUAUCGUGAGAAAAAUAAAAAGGUUUGUGAUAUUCCAUUUAAUAGUGCAAAUAAAUAUCAAGUGUCUGUACAUGAAACAAAUGAUGGUGAUGAAAGACAUUUAAUUGUGAUGAAAGGUGCACCAGAACGAAUACUUGAACGAUGUCAAAAGAUUUUUGUUAAUAAUAAUGAAUAUGAUUUAAAUGAGGAAUGGACACAGAAAUUUAAUGAUGCUUAUAUGCAAUUAGGUGGUUUAGGUGAACGUGUUCUUGGCUUUUGUGAUAUGAGAUUACCAUUAGGAAAUUUUCCUAGAGGAUUUAGUUUUGAUCCAGAUAAUGUCAAUUUCCCAUUAAGAGGAUUACGAUUUCUUGGUUUCAUUACUAUGAUUGAUCCACCUCGACCAGGUGUUGCAGAUGCAGUUGCUAAAUGUCGUACUGCUGGUAUUAAAGUUAUUAUGGUUACCGGUGAUCAUCCAAUUACUGCUAAAGCAAUUGCUAGAGGUGUUGGUAUUAUUACAUCAGAUACAGCACAAGAUUUAGCUGCACGUCUUAAUAUAGCUCCAAGUGAUGUUGAAGCAAGAGAUGUACGUGCAAUUGUUGUAUCUGGUUCUGAAUUAGCCGAAUUAUCAGCUCAACAAUUAGAUGAAGUAUUAACACUUCAUAGUGAAAUUGUAUUUGCAAGAACAUCUCCUCAACAAAAACUAAUUAUAGUUGAAGGUUGUCAAAGGCAAGGUUGGAUUGUAGGUGUAACAGGUGAUGGUGUUAAUGAUUCACCUGCUUUAAAAAAGGCUGAUAUUGGAAUAUCCAUGGGUAUAAGUGGCUCUGAUGUCAGUAAACAAGUUGCUGAUAUGAUAUUACUUGAUGAUAAUUUUGCUACGAUUGUUACUGGUAUCGAAGAAGGUCGACUUAUAUUUGAUAAUUUAAAAAAAGUUAUUGCUUAUACAUUCACAAAAAAUUUAGUCGAAUUAUUACCAUUUCUUGUCUAUGUUGUUGCUGAUGUUCCACUUGCAUUAAGUACAAUUACUAUUUUAUGUAUUGAUUUAGGUACUGAUAUAGUACCAAGUAUAUCAUAUGCAUAUGAAGGAAUUGAAGCCGAUAUUUUAAAACGACCACCACGUAAGAAAACAGAUAAAAUGGUUACAAGUCAAAUGGUCACACUUUGUUAUGGACAAAUAGCAAUGGUUGAAGCAAGUGGUGCAUUUUUUGCAUAUCUUGUUGUUAUGGCUGAAAAUGGAUUUUGGCCAUCAAGACUUCUUGGCCUACGUGAAGCAUGGGAGGCAAAAUCACUUAAUGAUGUUAUGGAUAGUUAUGGACAAGAAUGGACAUAUGAACAAAGACAUAAUCUUGAUUUAGCUGCACAAACUGCUUAUUUUAUUGGUGUUGUUAUUACACAAUUUGCUAAUUUAUAUGGUAAUAAAACAACACGUCGAUCUGUUUUUCAACAAGGAUUAUUUAGUAAUCGAUUUAUGGUCUUUGCAAUAGUGUUUACUGUUGCUCUUGCUUGUUUUCUUCUUUAUACUCCAACACUCAAUCGAGCACUUAAUCUUGCACCAAAUCGUUUUCUUUGGUGGUUACCAGCAGUACCAUUUUUCUUCUAUCUGUUUGCAUUUAAUGAAGCAAGAAAAUUUUUUAUUCGAAAAUAUCCAGAUCGAUAUCCAGCACGUCAACUUACUUAUUAA
Messenger RNA from Adineta steineri, 5010 nucleotides. Lineage: Eukaryota; Metazoa; Rotifera; Eurotatoria; Adinetida; Adinetidae. The record is from the annotation of a GenBank genome assembly.